CGAACUAAAUUUCCAUCGCGAAACAGCCGUGUACCUGAAAGCAAGCUGCUCAACCACAGAAAUUCGUGAUACUUGGAGAGGUGCAAGUUACAUCUUAUUCAACCAUGGGCGCAGGAGAGAGUAAGCCAGCGCUUAAACCCAGGGCACCGCACAUAUAUGCGACCAACCGAGUCAAAGGUGUCAAAGAGAUAUUUCUACGGGUCCGAGGCGACAAACUAGGGGAAACUAAGGAAUUUACUCGUAUUAUGGAUGAGGCUAAAGAAAUGGUUGCCGCUGCUCAGGCUACAGGGGAGUUAAACAACCAUCAUGAAGACGAGAAAGAGAAGGAGCGGCGAAUUCACAACAGUUUGAUCCAUGGAGGUUUCAACCAUUUUCCGUUUGGUGAGACCAUGCCAUUUCCAGCUGAAAAUGAUGGUCAUUUAAUGUAUGUCUCAGUACACGACGGGGACAAAAUGUGGCUCAUAGAUGUGGCCGUGGAUCCUGAACGUUAUGGCUGUGUUACGAUCAAAGGCGACCGAGGGGGAAUUAGCGUGCACCCAUCUAAUCCCAAGCCCUGCUGGGUCCAAUUGCAAGACGAUUGUAGUUCACUUUCCAGUAAAAAUUUGUUAGAGGUUGAGCGAAGAAGCAACAACAUCCCUGUUUAUCUCGGAAGAGCAAUCUGGCAAGCUGAUUUGUUGGACCCAGAGCGACAUCAUGUUCUGGUUUGUAAAGUGUGGCAAGAAAAGGGGAAAUUAUGUGUUUACCCCGAUAUGGUGAGUUUUAUACAACUUGGACAUCCCAGGAUAAGUGCUCUUUCGGCCACAAGGUAUGAGUGGGUUAGGGCAGAGACCGGAUACCCUGUUCCAGUUAAUGCAGUUAGAGUGAGCGACAAGGAUGGGUCUCAGCCGGUGUAUCUCGGGCGUAUUCAUGGCGACAGAGCUUGUGGAAUAACGGAAGUGGAUGGCAUGUUUAACAAAUUUAUUGCCUCGAUGAAUGUUCAUUUACUUAGUGGUGAUCAACUCACCGCGUCGACAGGGGAAGUUCUCCUGUUGACUGCAGAACCCAUGUAGCCUCGAGAUGGAAAACGACCAAAGAAAUAAGCACUUUCAUUACAUGUACUCACGCUAAUUUUUCGCUUGAACCUGUGAUAUUAAAACUUGUUUUAUCCGUUUCUGCUUUUGUUUCGUUUGUUUUUUCGUCUUAUUUCCUGCCUAUUUUUCCCCUAUGAUAUUUUAGUUAAUUAUUUUGUCGUUUUAUUUUUGCCAUUUUUGAAUUAGUAAUUGUCAUUUUUUCUACUGGUAGUCAUGACGCAUAUAGAGGAACACUUGGAUGCAAUUUACAUUUGCAAUCUCUAGAGCGCAUACUAAUGUCGCAUACUGUAGGUCCAUAUUCUUUCAAACAAAAGCUGCGGUAGAAUGCUUGUCGAAAUAGAUGGGCUAAGUACCCUCAUGCUUUAGGGGUUCUAUAAUAAUCUCCCUGAUAUCCUCCAUGAGCAAGGAUUCUGGAGUGUUUGUUGCUAUUUGGAUAAGUACCUUAGCUAUUAUAUAAUCUUUAUUCUAUUGGUUAGCACACAUUUGACCGUAGUCACGUGAUUAUGCUCAUCUAUCAUUGUGUGUAAUUAACUUCAGGGCAUU
This is a messenger RNA of Pocillopora verrucosa, 1613 nucleotides long. RefSeq lists its product as uncharacterized. The record is from RefSeq and is a predicted model, not a curated record. NCBI's taxonomy places the organism in Eukaryota, Metazoa, Cnidaria, Anthozoa, Scleractinia, Pocilloporidae.